AUGCCAAGAGAGGACUGCCCCAGAGCCACAGGAGGCCAGAGGAGGCCACAGGAGGCCACAGGAGGCCACAGGAUGCUACAGGAGGCCAGAGGACGCUACAGGAGGCCAGAGGACGCUACAGGAGGCCAGAGGACGCUACAGGAGGCCAGAGGACGCUACAGGAGGCCAGAGGACGCUACAGGAGGCCAGAGGACGCUACAGGAGGCCAGAGGACGCUACAGGAGGCCAGAGGACGCUACAGGAGGCCAGAGGACGCUACAGGAGGCCAGAGGACGCUACAGGAGGCCAGAGGACGCUACAGGAGGCCAGAGGACGCUACAGGAGGCCAGAGGACGCUACAGGAGGCCACAGGACGCUACAGGAGGCCAGAGGACGCUACAGGAGGCCAGAGGACGCUACAGGAGGCCAGAGGACGCUACAGGAGGCUACAGGACGCUACAGGAGGCCAGAGGACGCUACAGGAGGCCAGAGGACGCUACAGGAGGCCAGAGGACGCUACAGGAGGCCAGAGGACGCUACAGGAGGCUACAGGACGCUACAGGAGGCCAGAGGACGCUACAGGAGGCCAGAGGACGGACGCUACAGGAGGCCAGAGGACGCUACAGGAGGCCAGAGGACGCUACAGGAGGCCAGAGGACGCUACAGGACGCUACAGGAGGCCAGAGGACGCUACAGGAGGCCAGAGGACGCUACAGGAGGCCAGAGGACGCUACAGGAGGCCAGAGGACGCUACAGGAGGCCAGAGGACGCUACAGGAGGCCACAGGACGCUACAGGAGGCCAGAGGACGCUACAGGAGGCCAGAGGACGCUACAGGAGGCCAGAGGACGCUACAGGAGGCUACAGGACGCUACAGGAGGCCAGAGGACGCUACAGGAGGCCAGAGGACGCUACAGGAGGCCAGAGGACGCUACAGGAGGCCAGAGGACGCUACAGGAGGCUACAGGACGCUACAGGAGGCCAGAGGACGCUACAGGAGGCCAGAGGACGGACGCUACAGGAGGCCAGAGGACGCUACAGGAGGCCAGAGGACGCUACAGGAGGCCAGAGGACGCUACAGGACGCUACAGGAGGCCAGAGGACGCUACAGGAGGCCAGAGGACGCUACAGGAGGCCAGAGGACGCUACAGGAGGCCAGAGGACGCUACAGGAGGCCAGAGGACGCUACAGGAGGCCAGAGGACGCUACAGGAGGCCACAGGACGCUACAGGAGGCCAGAGGACGCUACAGGAGGCCAGAGGACGCUACAGGAGGCUACAGGACGCUACAGGAGGCUACAGGACGCUACAGGAGGCCAGAGGACGCUACAGGAGGCCAUAGGACGCUACAGGAGGCCAGAGGACGCUACAGGAGGCUACAGGACGCUACAGGAGGCCAGAGGACGCUACAGGAGGCCAGAGGACGCUACAGGAGGCCAGAGGACGCUACAGGAGGCCAGAGGACGCUACAGGAGGCUACAGGACGCUACAGGAGGCCAGAGGACGCUACAGGAGGCCAGAGGACGCUACAGGAGGCCAGAGGACGCUACAGGAGGCCACAGGACGCUACAGGAGGCCAGAGGACGCUACAGGAGGCUACAGGACGCUACAGGAGGCCAGAGGACGCUACAGGAGGCCAGAGGACGCUACAGGAGGCCAGAGGACGCUACAGGAGGCCAGAGGACGCUACAGGAGGCCAGAGGACGCUACAGGAGGCCAUAGGACGCUACAGGAGGCCAGAGGACGCUACAGGAGGCCAGAGGACGCUACAGGAGGCUAGAGGACGCUACAGGAGGCCAGAGGACGCUACAGGAGGCUACAGGACGCUACAGGAGGCCAGAGGACGCUACAGGAGGCCAGAGGACGCUACAGGAGGCCAGAGGACGCUACAGGAGGCUACAGGACGCUACAGGAGGCCAGAGGACGCUACAGGAGGCCAGAGGACGCUACAGGAGGCCAGAGGACGCUACAGGAGGCCAGAGGACGCUACAGGAGGCCAGAGGACGCUACAGGAGGCCAGAGGACGCUACAGGAGGCUACAGGACGCUACAGGAGGCCAGAGGACGCUACAGGAGGCCAGAGGACGCUACAGGAGGCUACAGGACGCUACAGGAGGCCAGAGGACGCUACAGGAGGCCAGAGGACGCUACAGGAGGCCAGAGGACGCUACAGGAGGCCAGAGGACGCUACAGGAGGCCAGAGGACGCUACAGGAGGCCAGAGGACGCUACAGGAGGCCAGAGGACGCUACAGGAGGCCAGAGGACGCUACAGGAGGCCAGAGGACGCUACAGGAGGCUAG
Knipowitschia caucasica is the source of this 2277-nucleotide messenger RNA. Lineage: Eukaryota; Metazoa; Chordata; Actinopteri; Gobiiformes; Gobiidae. The record is from the annotation of a GenBank genome assembly.